Monosiga brevicollis MX1 is the source of this 300-nucleotide messenger RNA. Lineage: Eukaryota; Choanoflagellata; Craspedida; Salpingoecidae. The record is from the annotation of a RefSeq genome assembly.
AUGGUAGAACAAUAUUUAAUUUUAGGAUUUGUAUUAUUUAUAUUAGGAACUUUAGGAAUAGUAGUUAAUAGAAAAAAUAUAAUAGUAAUGUUAAUGUCAUUAGAAUUAAUGUUAUUAAGUAUUAAUUUUGUAUUAAUAUUGGGUUCAGCUAUAUUGGAUAAUAUAAGUGGGCAAAUAUUUGCUUUUUAUAUACUAGUUGUAGCAGCUGCUGAAUCUGCUAUAGGUUUAUCUAUAUUAGUAGCUUAUUAUAGAGUAAGAGGUACAAUUUCAGUAAAAUUCAUAAAUUUAUUAAGGGGUUAA